ACAUGGUCUGUGAAUGACUUAUAUCGGAUUAUCACCUCUGAGUAGAAUUUGAGUUUGACUCUGUUAGUAUAUGAUUUUUGAUGGGCACGUUUUCGCCUUUUGUCUCCAUCUGAACUGAAAAGACAGGUUCAUACUUUGUGUCUCACUGUAUAUAUCUUGCCCAAGGCUGUUGUCUUGCCCACAGCCGUCUGUCCUAGUGGAACUGCCAUCACAAAGUGCCAUUGCAUUUGUUUAUCCAUCCCUUCUUUUUCUCAUAACGGUGACGAUCUGUAAAUUACGCUUGUCAACAUCUCCUAGAUGCUGUUACAUUCUGAAUGGCUGUGGGCUCCUGGGCACAGCUGUUUCAAUCAUUGUUUCCUUUUACUGACAGAAAGGAGAAACCAAAGGUUGUUUUGACAAUAAUCUUUUUUUUUUUUAUUAAAGAGAAACUACUAGAAGGAAGGAAGAGUAAGGAAGCAUGAGGCCCAAAUUAUUUGUAGGAGAGGGAUGUACAAGAGGGUCAAGAGUGGCUUAUGAGUCAAAUCAAUUGAUGCGUUGGACAAACAGUGGGUUUGUAAGAUGCAUUUACAUUGAAUCUGAAAAGAUGUUUUGAACUGAAAGAGGCAUUGGCUGGGAGCAGAGUCACUGCAAAUGAUGCCGUUGAAAAGGUGGGGUCUCCUUGCUCCAAGGGCACGUAGAGAGUCAGGCUGAGUUUUGCCUUAUUAAGAAAAUCCAUAGGGCGUCCCUGGUGGCACAGUGGUUGAGAGUCCGCCUGCCGAGGCAGGGGACAUGGGUUCGUGCCUCGGUCCGGGAAGAUCCCACAUGCCGCGGAGCGGCUGGGCCCGUGAGCCAUGGCCGCUGAGCCUGCGCGUCCGGAGACUGUGCUCUGCAACGGGAGAGGCCACAACAGUGAGAGGCCCGCGUACCGCAAAAAAAAAAAAAAAAAAAAAAGAAAAUUCAUAGCGUUUAUGCACAGCAGGGCCAAGAUUUUUAAUUAGAAUGCCUAAAAUCCAUAUUUAUCAUCGGUUCUCUAGGCUAUGCUGUACUUCCACUUAACAAACCCUUCUGGGGAUGCUACUUGUUUUGCUUAAAUGGCAAUUUUAAGAAGACCAGAACAGACCCGUGAGACGCGUGUAGGAGCAGUACACGGGGUAGUUGUCUCCAAGGGAAAAGCAUUAGCCGUGUCGUCUUUGAUCAGAAAGGUGAUCAGCACCGCGAAAGCCCCAGCGGCCAUUGGUCCCUACAGUCAGGCUGUGUUAGUCGACGGGACCAUUUACAUUUCAGGACAGCUAGCCAUGGAUCCUGCAAGUGGACAGCUUGUGCCAGGAGGGGUGGCAGAAGAGACUGAACAAGCUCUUACAAACAUGGGUGAAAUCCUGAAAGCAGCGGGCUGUGACUUCACGAAUGUGGCAAGAACAGCUGUUUUGCCGGCUGACAUAAACGACUUCAAUACUGUCAAUGACAUCUACAAGCAGUAUUUCCAGAGUAGUCUUCCCGCGAGAGCUGCUCAGGUUGCUGCUUUGCCCAGAGGAGGGCAAAGUGUUGAGACUGAAGCAGUAGCUGUGCAAGGACCUCUCAUGACAGCAUCGCUCUGAGUGGGCCCAGUGUUAUUUAGUCUGGAAUCUUAAUAAUGUUUUUAAAUUAACAUCUUAAUUUUUACAAUCUUUGUUGGGAAGCGUAAGGUUGACUGAAAUAUCUGAAGUUAUUUUGGAAAUACCAUAUAAUAAGGGGAAUUGAAUGUGAAUUGAAGAUUAAUGAUGAAUCUAGUUACUGAUGUUAUAAAUUACACCUCUAUAACACUCAUAUUACUGGAUGUGGGAGAAGAGACACGCAUUACAUAGUUACUCAGAAAAAUAAAAGUAAAGGGAAAUGCCAUGUAGGAAAGAUGAGUUCCUAUUCCUGAGAAAUACUAAAGAGCACACCUAAUUCAGUUAA
Molecule: messenger RNA, 1914 nt
Organism: Orcinus orca (killer whale)
Lineage: Eukaryota; Metazoa; Chordata; Mammalia; Artiodactyla; Delphinidae
Product: 2-iminobutanoate/2-iminopropanoate deaminase-like
Exons: 1
Coding region: 1071-1574 (167 amino acids)
Cellular component (GO): cytosol
Molecular function (GO): deaminase activity
Source: RefSeq, a predicted model, not a curated record